AUGGCUUCCCCAACACUAAUAACUCCAACCUCCACCCCGAAACCACUCACCCCCAUCAAGCACAAACCCACCACCGUCAUCUCCGCCACCCUUACCCCAACCACCGCCACCACCACCCACCCACGCCGCCGCGAAUUCUUGUCCCUCACCGCCUCUGUCGUGUCCUCCGUGGUUCCGCUGGCCCCGGCAGUGGCUGCGUCGGACGAGGAGUACGUGAAGGAGACGGAGGAAGUGAUCAGCAAGGUGAGGACGACGAUCACGUUGGAAAAGAACGACCCGAACGUGGCAACGGCGGUGGCGGACUUGAGAGAAAGUUCGAACUCGUGGGUGGCGAAGUUCAGGAGGGAGAAAACGCUUCUGGGAAGGGCUUCGUUCAGGGACAUGUACUCGGCGCUGAAUGCUGUCUCCGGACACUACAUUAGCUUCGGACCAACAGCUCCCAUUCCGGCGAAACGAAGGGCGAGGAUCUUGGAGGAGGUGGACACCGCCGAGAAGGCGCUUCUAAGAGGAAGAUGA
Messenger RNA from Sphenostylis stenocarpa, 516 nucleotides. The record is from the annotation of a GenBank genome assembly. Lineage: Eukaryota; Viridiplantae; Streptophyta; Magnoliopsida; Fabales; Fabaceae.